Molecule: messenger RNA, 3145 nt
Organism: Mirounga angustirostris (Northern elephant seal)
Lineage: Eukaryota; Metazoa; Chordata; Mammalia; Carnivora; Phocidae
Gene: SLC7A7
Product: solute carrier family 7 member 7
Exons: 14
Coding region: 1101-2714 (537 amino acids)
Biological process (GO): amino acid transmembrane transport
Cellular component (GO): membrane
Molecular function (GO): basic amino acid transmembrane transporter activity; L-amino acid transmembrane transporter activity
Source: RefSeq, a predicted model, not a curated record
GGCUCUGCGGGAGUUGGGGCCACCCUUGGACUCGGGAAGAGCUCCUGCCCAGGGCCCCAUUGGGAACGGACUCUGCUGAGCAAAGCCAUGAGUCGAAGAGGACAGAAUCUGCACCAAUUGAACACCUGUUUCUCCGCGCUCCAACAGCCCCCAGAUAAGCAGUGUGGUGAGAAUGAGGAAGUAAUGGACGGUGAGGAGAGGCUGUGCUGGCUCCGAAAAGUGGGAGGUGGUAUGAUGGUAAUUGUCGGCAUUGGUGCAGGGCUGUUGCGGGUUAGGCAUUGUUCUAGUCACUUCCUGUGCACUGAGUUCUUAAUCUUCACAACGACCCUCUGAGGUAGACUCUGACCAUCUUUACUUUGCGAACGAGGAAACGGAUACCCAAAGAGGGCCUGACUGAACCGCCCAGCCACCUUUGCUGCCUGGCUCUUCCUGCAGCCUCGUGCGGGAUGCCUCUGCCCCAAGAACUGAGGGCUCAGGGGCCCCCCAGGCUUUGGCUUUCUGGCCCUGGGGUGCACCCCCCACAGGCUGCACCUUCCUGCAGGAUUACAGCCCCAUUCCUCCCCACUCCCAAGGAUGCUUCACAGGGAUCGAGGGUGAAGAGCCAGCGCUCUGGUGGUGCUUGCAUUCUAGUGAGGAGGUGACAGCCAACAAGCAAAUGCACUCUGGGUGGUGGUGCCCUUGCAAAGAAGUCCAGAACGGUGAAUGGAUGAAGAGGGAAGACGUUGCUCCUUCAGAGACUCCUCAGGGAAGGCCUCUGGUGGUGUGUCUAAGCACAGACCCGGAUGGAGUGCGUGAAGGGAUGAACAGUGUCGCCGCCCGGAAACGUUGCAGGCGGAGGCAACAGCAAUUGCGAAAGCUCUGAGCCCAGAGUGGGUCUGUUGUGUGGCAAGAGCAAGGAGGCGGCCAGGGUGGCUUGAGUGGAGUGACAGUGCAGAUGCCAAUGCCAAGGGGGCCCUGUUAGGGCUGUCUUCCUAGGACUUCCCUCAUGUACCACGUGGGCCUGACCCCUGAGGGGAAUGAAGGGGCAGGCCAGCGGGGCAGUGGCCUGGGUAUAAAAAGGCACUACGUGCUCCUUGGAGUAAUUCAGACGUUCGGUGCCAAUGAACUCCGAUUUCCGUCUGGGUCUCCUGGUGAACGAACGCAAUGCCAAGAAGCUGGUGACGGCCAUCUUCUUCUCCGCCAUGGCUAACAGCAUUAAGUAUGAAGUGGCCUCCCAGCAGGAGGGGGAUGAUCCCCCCUCGGCCGAUGAAACCAGCCCAGGGUCCGAGCAGGUAAAGCUGAAGAAGGAGAUCUCGCUGCUUAAUGGCGUGUGCCUGAUUGUGGGGAACAUGAUUGGCUCGGGCAUCUUUGUCUCCCCCAAGGGCGUGCUCAUGUACAGUGCCUCCUUUGGCCUCUCCCUGGUCAUCUGGGCUGUUGGGGGCCUCUUCUCCGUUUUUGGGGCCCUUUGUUAUGCGGAAUUGGGCACCACCAUUAAGAAAUCUGGGGCCAGCUAUGCCUACAUCCUCGAGGCCUUCGGGGGAUUCCUUGCCUUCAUCCGACUCUGGACCUCACUCCUCAUCAUCGAGCCCACCAGCCAGGCCAUCAUUGCCAUCACCUUUGCCAACUACAUGGUGCAGCCAAUCUUCCCGAGCUGCUUCGCCCCCUAUGUUGCUGGGCGCCUGCUGGCCGCUGCCUGCAUCUGUCUCUUAACCUUCAUUAACUGUGCCUACGUCAAGUGGGGAACGCUGGUACAAGAUAUCUUCACCUAUGCUAAAGUGUUGGCGCUGAUUGCUGUCAUCAUCGCGGGCAUUGUUAGACUUGGCCAGGGAGCCUCGACGCACUUUGAGAAUUCUUUUGAGGGUUCAUCAUUUGCAAUGGGUGAUAUUGCCCUGGCACUGUACUCGGCUCUGUUCUCUUACUCGGGCUGGGACACGCUCAACUACGUCACUGAAGAGAUCAAGAAUCCUGAGAGGAAUCUGCCCCUGUCCAUUGGCAUUUCCAUGCCCAUUGUCACCAUCAUCUACAUCUUGACCAAUGUGGCCUAUUACACCGUCCUAGACAUGAGGGACAUCCUAGCCAGUGAUGCUGUUGCUGUGACUUUUGCAGACCAGAUUUUUGGAAUUUUCAACUGGACAAUUCCGCUGGCGGUUGCGUUAUCCUGCUUUGGUGGCCUCAAUGCCUCCAUCGUGGCUGCUUCUAGGCUUUUCUUUGUGGGUUCAAGAGAAGGCCAUCUCCCUGAUGCUAUCUGCAUGAUUCAUGUUGAGCGGUUCACACCAAUACCUGCUCUGCUCUUCAAUGGUAUCAUGGCACUGAUCUACCUGUGUGUGGAGGACAUCUUCCAGCUCAUUAACUACUACAGCUUCAGCUACUGGUUCUUUGUGGGGCUCUCUAUUGUGGGUCAGCUUUAUCUGCGCUGGAAGGAGCCUAAUCGGCCUCGUCCCCUCAAGCUCAGCCUGUUCUUCCCCAUUGUCUUCUGCCUCUGCACCAUCUUCCUGGUAGCUGUGCCACUUUACAGCGACACCAUCAACUCCCUCAUCGGCAUUGGCAUCGCCCUCUCAGGCCUGCCCUUCUACUUCCUCAUCAUCAGAGUGCCAGAACACAAAAGACCUCACUGCCUCCGAAGGAUUGUGGCAUCCGCUACAUGGUACCUCCAGGUCUUAUGUAUGUCCGUUGCUGCAGAGAUGGAUUUGGAAGAUGGAGAGAUGCCCAAGCACCGAGAUCCCAAGUCUAACUAAAUACCAUCUAGAAUCAAUCCUGAGAUGUGGAAAGCAGGGGAUCUUGUCCCUUACUGGCUGGAGCCAAGGAAGAUGAAAAGGAAAAGUACAUCUCCUUGUUGAAGCUGCUCAGACCAGGCUUCGGGACAGGUGCCUUCAAUUUUCGAACUUGCUGUUUGAGAGAUGAAAAGUAAUUUAUUUGUUCUGCUACACAUUGCUUUAUUGUCCCUUUUAAAAAAAAUCUGGAACAGACUGUGGUGGGGAGCAUGUCAGGUGUGGGCUUGGUUUUACUAGUAGCACAUUCCCACGCGUUAAGACAGUCGCUCACCUCUGGGUGUGCCCACCCACUCCUUUUCCUUUAAAAGGGCCAAUAAUGCUCCGGACUUCCUGUCUCCUUUAGAGAGACAUGAAACUGUCACAGGUGCUAGAUAAUAAAAGGGUUAUGUUGUAAA